Messenger RNA from Hyalella azteca, 2651 nucleotides. RefSeq names its product lipase member H. The transcript is spliced from 10 exons. Gene Ontology annotation, molecular function: lipase activity. The record is from RefSeq and is a predicted model, not a curated record. Gene Ontology annotation, biological process: lipid metabolic process. Bases 23 to 1999 code for a protein of 658 amino acids. NCBI's taxonomy places the organism in Eukaryota, Metazoa, Arthropoda, Malacostraca, Amphipoda, Hyalellidae.
UUAAACGAUUCUCUUUGGAACAAUGGAGGGGAAUCGUUUUAUCUUUUUUGUUGCAUAUGUGAUUCGUGCAGUUAUGGGAGAUAAUAGUUGGAACCCUAAACUUCUCCAAAAAGUCAAUGAUGAGCAAGGUCCUGACUGCCGCCCCCCGUACGGUUGUUUCCCUCUCGCUCCGCCUUGGGUGUCAGCAGACAGACCAGUGGCGCUGCCGCCUCUGCCGACCCAUAUCGUGGCGCCAAACUUCAGUUUUUAUUCGCGGACAAUUUCUGAAGGCAUGGCAAUCGAUGAGAAGAACCUGACUUGGUUGAAUGGCCUUGCGUUGUCGCCACAUCUUCAAGUGGUAUUCAUCGCCCACGGGUUCAUUGAGUCUGGACUCACACCAUGGGUUGGGCUGAUGGUGAAGUCCCUGCUGAGAACCCAGCCACUAUCUAAAGGACUUCAUCGCAUAGAAGACAAUCCGGAAGAGGAGGAGGCCGUGGUGGUGGUGGUGGUAGACUGGCGUGUGGGUGCCCAGUCACCCUACGCGCAGGCGGUGGCCAACGCGCGACUAGUGGGAGCCAUGACUGGCCAUCUCAUCAUGAGAAUGCAGGAAGUUCUAAGUCUCAACGGAUCUUCAUUCCAUUUGGUGGGCCACAGCCUCGGUUCUCACCUCAUGGGCUAUGCAGGCUCGUACACUUCAACGUUCGGAGACAAACCAAGUCUUGUAGGACGCAUCACAGCCCUCGAUCCUGCAGGACCGUUCUUCCGUAACGUCGACCCUCUUGUCAGGCUGGAUCCCAGCGAUGCAGAGUAUGUGGACGUCAUACACACUGACUCAAAUGAAAUUCUUCCUGGCAUCCCUAUGAGCUUGGGGAAUCCCGAUCCCCUGGGCCAUGUGGAUUUCUACCCAAACGGGGGCAGCCAGCAGCCCGGAUGCUCUUCGUCACUGGGGGAAGAACUUGUCCUCAACCAGAGAGACUUGAAGACCGGCCUCCUCGACUUCAUGGGGUGUCAUCAUCAGAGAUCAGUUCACUACUUCCUUGAAUCCAUUGCCAACGCUUGUUCGUUCGUGGCCGUAGAAUGUUCGUCUUGGGAGAAUUACCAAAACGGAUUCUGCUGGGACUGCACGAAAAAUUUCUGCGCAUACAUGGGGUAUCACGCAACGCCAGGACGUAAAGUCACCGCUAAUUUCCGUCCAACUGAAACUAUUAAUCAUACUUUCAGCUAUGAAAGCAAAAAUAAAAAUAUAGAAACAGACGUAAGCAUCACUGAUUCCAUUGAAGCUUUCAUCAGCGCAGUGAAAGGAGCCAUUUUUGAAACAGAGAUACAACUAACGGAAGUUGAACAUGACCCGUUUCUUUUCCCGAAUGAUUAUCCGGAGGCAGAAGCUGGUAAUUUCAGCGAAUAUAGAUUUACCGACAAUUUUCAAGAGUUCAUUAACCUGACUGAAGAAUUGCGUCGCUUUAGAAGCCGGAGAGACUUGACUAUCAAUCAUGUCGUCGCCUCCGCCGAGAAAAAACUGGCAUACAAUACAUCGCCGAAGACACUGUAUCAACAAAGACUUAACUCCCGUGCAACUCGGAGCAAGAAAAUGUUCCUUGCCACUCGACACGGAUCCCCUUUUUGUGGUCAUCAGGUGCGGGUGACGGUGCGUUCGUCAUCGAGCGCUGCGUCGUACCGCCACGGCGGCGAAGUGCUGCGUCUGAACAUCAUCCUACGAGCCUCCUCCAGCAGCGCCUCCUUCAGUAUGCCAUCCCACGGGACGAUGUUUCUGGCGCCCGGGAGCUCUCGUUCCAUAGUCACGGCGUUGGACGACAUCGGCCGUCUGCAGGCGCUGGUCGUAGAGUUCGCCGCACCCGACGACCUCCUGCAAUCCUUCCUCUUGUGGAGGUUCCAGUCGCCCGUCGUACACCUCUCGAGCCUUGUCGUCGAGUUCCUCGCCACUGGCGAGAAGAUCGUGUAUCCCGUGACGCCGCAGGAGCUGAGGAUGGGGGAAGUUCGGUCCCUGCGACCCGAGCGGUGAAUGAGUUCAACGAGUUUUUGGAAUAGAAUCUGCAAAAUAAUGUUUAUAAAUUAUGCACGAUUUUAAUUCAUUAGUAUUGAGGAAAUUUUAAGUCUUCAUCUACUGCGGUAAGCAAAAUCUGGCAAGGUAAUAUGAAACUGUUCAAAACAUUUGGAUUACUUAUUGCUGCUAAAUACAUUUAACAGCAUAUAAUUAAUACAAAAAUUUUGUUAUAUGGCAUUUUAACUAGAUGCUCUCCGUGUGUUUUAAGAACAUGCUAGUUAUAUUGUGUAUGGAUGCCUUUGAUAAACCAAUGUUUGACUUAUAUGACUUUUGUAGUUAUAAAUAACCAAGCAAAUUAAUCUCAAAAAUGCUUGGGUUGGAUAAUCUCAUAGAUUGAGAAUGAUUAAUCUCAUAGAAAUCGUUGAUUAAUCUCAUAGAAAUCGUUGGUUUUUAUAGAUGAACGAACCAAUGCCAUUCCUAUACAAAGUAAAUACCUGGUAUCAAGAGUUACCGUCAGUAGAAUAUAUGUAUCGCAAUAUUGGUUAAGAUCGUUAUCGAAGAAAGACAUUUGAAAUGAAUUAUGUUACAACAAGUUUUGAACUAAAUUUAAUUUUUGCUUCAAGUAACUUAAGUUAAACAUAUAGAUAAUAAUACAAUUUUUAAAAACUUU